Oryza brachyantha (malo sina) is the source of this 2892-nucleotide messenger RNA. RefSeq lists its product as uncharacterized. The record is from RefSeq and is a predicted model, not a curated record. NCBI's taxonomy places the organism in Eukaryota, Viridiplantae, Streptophyta, Magnoliopsida, Poales, Poaceae. Bases 362 to 2758 code for a protein of 798 amino acids. The transcript is spliced from 2 exons.
UAAAAAUCGAAAAUCCCUAGUAGGAUAAGGCCUACAUGACACAAGGUGAUGUAAUAAAUAACUUGAAAACCUGCAAGGUAACACUGCUCUGCUGCAUCUGCAUUGCACAGAAAUGCAAUAUACAAACUUGAAAUCUACUCGAGCGUGUGUCCGAUCGAAAUGAAACUUUGUUUCUUGCACGUAGAAGCCACAUGCAUCUCAUUUUAUCUUUCUCUUCUUAUUGCUUUCACACAAGAUCCAAAAAUAAUUAAUUAGAAGAAAAUUAGCAUUUCGUCCAAUCAGCUCGAACCUGCUAUAACAUCAGCAUGCGAAACCAUGGAAACCCAAGUGCACUGUGCACGUACUCGAGAAGACGAGUUGAAUGGGUAUCGAGACUGCGAGUGAUCAUGGCGGCGUGGACAUCCCCAUGCAAAUACUUGUGCAAUCGCAGCCGCCGCCGCCGCCGUCGGCGACGAGGCACCGGAGAACGCACACCGGCGACUCGACGACGUCGUCGUACGAGCCGCAGCGGCGGCCAGUGGAGCACCAGCUCUCGUCCAUGCACGUCGACGCCUCCGACGGCGGCGUGGACGACGGUGUCGCCGUCGUGCCGGAGCGCAAGGUGACGCUGUUCGCGCUCCACGUCGCGGUGCUCGAGAAGGCCGCGUCGCACGUCGGAGCUGUCUGCUUUGUUUGGGCCACGGUGGUACUCCUCGGCGGCUUCGCCUCCGACCUCGACGCCCGGGACUUCUGGCUCGUCACCGCCAUCCUCCUCGUCGAGGGCACGAGGGUGUUCAGCCGGAGCAAUGAGCUUGAUCUGCAGGAGCAGCCGAUGCACCUCCCGGACGCCGGCGCCGGAGAAGACGAGGAGGAGGCGCCGCCGCUGCCGCACAAGGCUGCUUCGCCCAUCCGCCUCCUCCCCCUCGGCGGCUGGCUCGUCGAGGCGAGGAACGUGAGCUAUGUUCUUUACUGGCUCCAGCUGCUCUCGGCGUCGGCGUGCGUGGCGCUGUCGUUGCUCCGCCUCGCCGAGCUUCGGUUCUCCGGCGCGCCGGCCGCCGGCGGCGGGAACCACAACGCCUACUACGCGCUGAUGCUCUUCUACGUGCUCGCGCUGUCGGAGGCGGUGAUCUUCCUGGUGGAGCGCGCGUACUGGGAGUGGGUGCUCAGCUACCGGCGGCUCAUCGAGACGGUGAGCGGCGAGUGCGACCUCGGCGACGCCGGCGCGGUGCCGAUCAAGCGGUUCUUCUACCGCGCCUUCUCCAGGUCCGUCGAGGGCGGCAUCCUGGACGGCACGCGGAUGGACCUCCUCUCCUUCGCCGUCGAGCUGCUCUCGUCGGACUCCGGUGACGAGCAGCUCAUCGGCGCUCACAUCCUCAGGAGCUCCAUCACCAACCACGACUCGGCAAAGCGGACGGUGCGCAAGAUCGGCACGUCGGCGGCGACCGUCGAGCGGCUGGUGGAGAUGGUGAGCUGGAAGAGCCCGAGCAAGCGCCGCGUCAGGGCGCUCGCCGCCGAGGUCGUGCUCCGGCUCGCCGGGAAGCGCCGGAACCUGAUCCGCGUCGCCACCAUCCCCGGCGCCAUCGAGUCCGUCUCCACCUUGCUCGACGCCACCGCCGCCGGCGCCGGCGCCGCCAGCCGCGCUGACCUAGCCCUCAACGAGAUGGGACUCCACAUCAUGAAGAAGCUGGCGCGCGAGCACGGCAACUCGGCCAAGAUUACCGGCACCAGAGGCGUCCUCUCCAGGAUCAUACACUUCACCCGGACGAGCAAGGCGGCGCUGCAGAACGCCGGCGAGGGGAGCCUCCCGGCGAAGACGGUGCUCCGGUCGCUGCAGGUGGUGAAGAACCUCUCGAGCACGCCGGGGCACACGGGGGAGGCGAUCAGGAAGGAGAUCUCCGACAACGUGUUCGUCCUGAGCAACAUCCGCAAGGUGCUGCAGCACGGCGAGCGCCACGGCAAGAUGCAGCUGACGGCGAUCGGCAUCCUCGCCGACCUCGCCAUCGACGGCGACGCCAAGGAGAAGAUCGGGUGCACCGGCGGCAUGAUCGCGCAUCUGCUGGAAAUGUUCGUCGGCUCAUCAUCAACUCCGGCGGUCGCCCACGCCGCGCAGGCGGCGGCGCACAUCCGGCUGCAGGCCGGCGAGGUGCUCGCGCUGCUCGCCCUCGAGAGCGAGGCCAACUGCGAGCGGAUACUCCGGGAAGCCGCCGUCGUCGAGAGGCUCGUGCUGACGCUGCACCACGCCGGCAUGCAGAUCAGCUCAUCCAGAAUCCUACUGAACCUGUGCAGGUACAGCAGGAGUGAGCACUUCUUGCAGCUGAGCAGCCUCACUGCAGCUGUCCCCAUAGUUUUCAAAGCAAUCAUGGUUGAGAAGAACAGCCUGCUUGAGGUAUCCAUAGGAUUGGCAAUACAGAUCACAAAGCUUGCAACGCCUCAACUGCACAAGGAAAUCUUUGGAAAGGCAGAUGUCCCAGAUACUGACAUUGCAAUGAGGCUACUGGAGAUUCUGAAAGAGCACAGGACACCCAAGGUGAAGGUUCCAAGGAUGAGAAGGUUCGUCAUCGAGCUCGCCAUUGCCAUGUUGAGAGGCAACGCCGAGCUCGUACCCUUCUUCAGGAGCAUGGAGCUGGAGAAGGAGCUCAGGAGCGUCGUCAGGUCGACGUCCGAACUCGAGAGCUUCAACAUGUUCUCCGGGAGCAUUGGGCUGAGCAGGCACAGCUCAACCCUGUCAUCACUGGUAGAUGAUGCCAUGGAGAUCAUGCAGGGUCUGCAAGAAAGUUGACAAAUGACUACAAGGACAGUUUUAAAUGGUAAAUGCCUGUGCCUGAUUGUAUGUUGGGAUGGAAUGCGAUGAAUCUAAUUGUAAAUUCAGAAAUAAUAUAUUUAAUUGAUCAGUCAAAACUGUAAAUAACAAAA